This is a messenger RNA of Crotalus tigris (Tiger rattlesnake), 3663 nucleotides long. RefSeq names its product zinc finger and SCAN domain-containing protein 2-like. The transcript has 5 exons. The record is from RefSeq and is a predicted model, not a curated record. The coding region runs from base 286 to 3063 and encodes 925 amino acids. NCBI's taxonomy places the organism in Eukaryota, Metazoa, Chordata, Lepidosauria, Squamata, Viperidae. Gene Ontology annotation, molecular function: DNA-binding transcription factor activity, RNA polymerase II-specific; RNA polymerase II cis-regulatory region sequence-specific DNA binding. Gene Ontology annotation, biological process: regulation of transcription by RNA polymerase II.
GUAUCCAAAGGAAAGUUCCAUUCUGUUUGUGCCGGGGAAUCAUCUUGCUGCACGUUGUAAGCCUGGAGAGAUCCGUGAAUUUGCAAAUUUUUAAGGAGCGCAAUACAAAAAACAGUACUUCUCAGUGGAAAGCACACUUGUGCCAUUUUCAAAAAGGUGGAAAAUGCUGAUGCUUCAAUUGGUGAAUAAGUUUCAUUGAAUGCUUCAAAUCUGUUGCAUAAUGCCACAGUGAGGAAUGCUGCUAAUAAAGACAACGAUAGAACAGGCCAGUCCUUGAAGGACAGAAUGUCAACUGUGCAAGAGGUAGAGGCUUCCGGAUCUCUGCUACAUCACAAUAUGAAUCCUGAAGUAAAAACAGAAGAACAAGACUCCGUUGACCCCAAGCCAGGAGAGGGAAGAACACAUUUUCUAAACUUUGGGAAAAGCAAGGAAGAACCAAAACAUAACGUGAAAGAAGAGCCAGAGGAAAAUCCAUCAAAGAACUGGGAUGCCCAGUUGCAAGAGUUUCUGAAGACACUGCAGGGUCCUCAGGGAAGAAGAGAAGGUUCACAGUUCCUGGAGCCAAAGCUCUGGAAUGGUCCUAAAUUGUCUCGGAUGUCCUCUCAAGGAGGAAUGGAUACCAGCAAAUGGUCGGAAGAAAUGUGGAUUUCCCAGAUCGAGACUCAUCUCGUUGGGACAACCCAAGACGAUUGGGACACCCUUCUGGAUGUUGCCCAUGGUGGGAAGGAGAAGAUUGGAGAUCUGGCUGAAGAAGCCAUCAGGGUGGAGACAAGAUGCCAUCCCUUCCGGACCCUGAGCUACGAAGAGGCCAAGGGACCUCGAGACUUUUGCCAGCAGCUUCAAGAGCUUUGUCGUGAGUGGUUGAAACCAGAGAAACGCACCAAGGAGCAGAUCCUGGACCUGGUGACCUUGGAGCAGUUUCUGUUUGCCUUGCCUCUGGAUAUGCAGAAUUGGCUCAGGAAAUAUGGCCCAGAGACUUGUGCUCAUGCAGUGUCCUUGUCAGAGGAGUUCCUCUUAAAGAGACAAGAGGCCCAGACAUGGGAACGGCAGGAGCUGCAUAAGAAAUCACUGCACGGUAUCCAGGAAAGAAACAUUUCUGCACAAGGAAAUCUGAAAAUAAAGAUGACAGAGAUGUCAGAAGAAGAUAUUGGGAAAAUGCUCAAGUCGAACCAGCUUCUGUCAGAACCACCAAAGGACGAGGAUUUCAGAAUGAGUAAACCAGAGAGUGACGGCAGCCAAAACUUGACAGGCAUCGGGUGGCUGAAUGAAGAUGGCGAAUCAAAGCUGAUGAAUUCUGAGAGAAGGGAGCCUCUAAGGAUGUUCUUGAAAGCUGCCAUUGAGAGCGAUCUGCCGGUUUUCAAAGAGAACAAUGGAAGCCAUGACGCGGCACCUAGGCAGAAUGGAAGUGAUGUUAGGAAGGGAGUGGGCCAGUUAGUUCAGCCCCAAAGUGUUUGCCCAGGAUUCAGAGGCCCUGCUGUCCAAGAGGAGGAGGAGAUAAAUAAUAAGGGGAGUGGGGAAGGGGCGCAACAAAGCUCACAGAUUACAACAACUGAAAGCCCCGAUGCAGAAGAGAAGCUGUUCCGAUGUUGGCAUUGUGGUAAAAACUUUGGUAACAGCUCCCAUCUGCUGACCCACGAAAGGACCCACGUUGGUGAGAAACUCUACAAAUGUUCUCACUGUGGAGAAAGUGAGAGGAUCCACAAAGGCCAGAAGCCCCACAAAUGCUCUCAUUGCGGGCAGACGUUUGACAGUCAUGCUCACGAGGAGAUCUCCGCGGAGGAGAAGCCUUACGUGUGUGCCGAGUGUGGGGAAAGUUGUAGUCAGAAAUCCGAUCUUUUGAAACACCAAAGAACCCACCCGGGUGAGAAGCCUUACAAAUGCUCUGUGUGCGGCGAAAACUUCCGAAAUGAGUCGAGUCUCAUAGUGCACCAGAGAAUCCACACUGGUGAGAAACCGUAUGUGUGUUUGUACUGUGGGAAGUGUUUCAGCCGGCGCUCGCACUUCCUGUCGCACGAGAGAAUUCACACAACUCUAUGCUCCCACUGCGGAAAAAGUUUCAGUCAGAAAUCGGAGCUGUUGGAACACAAGAAGACUCACCUGGAGGAAGAUUUGUUGGCUUGUUUUGCCUGCGGGAAAAUAUUUGAACGCAGCUCUGAGCUCUUGGCGCAUGUGCAGACUCACCAAGAGAAGCUGUUUGAGUGCUCGGCCUGUGGGAAAAAGUUUCGGAACAGUUUGCAGCGCCUUGCGCAUCAGAAAGUCCACACAGGAGAGAAGCCGCACAAAUGUUCCCAUUGUACGAAAAGCUUUAGCCAGAGACACAGUCUGAUAGCUCAUGAGAGAAUCCAUACUGGAGAAAAGCCACACAAGUGCUUAGUGUGUGGAAAAAACUUCCGAAGCAUCUCGGAUCUCAAAUCUCAUGAGAGGACUCACAGGGGAGAGAAACCCUACCGUUGCUCUCAUUGUGAUAAAAGUUUCCGGUGGAGUUCACAUCUCCUGUCACACAAGAGGAUUCACACGGGAGAGAAACCCUACCUGUGUUCUGAUUGCGGGAGAACGUUUGACAAGAGAUCCAGCCUUCUGGUGCACGUGAGGAUCCACACAGGGCAGAGGCCCUACGUGUGUACGGAUUGUGGGAAAAGUUUCUUCUUCAGCUCGGUCCUUUUGCGGCAUCAGAAGGUCCACGUGGGAGAAGAUGUUGCAAGGUGGUUAGAGCACGGGAAAGGUUUCGGACAGCAUGGGGACCAGGCGGAAAAGGUCUCAAAGUGUCCUGAGUGCACCCAGGGACCGUCUCUGAGUUUGGAUCUUGAACAUGCGCAAAUGCAAUUGAAAGGAAAGAGAUUUGAAUGCCCGCUCUGCAGCAAAACGUUCAAAAACAGCUCUCACCUUAGGAUGCAUCAGAGUGUCCACACCAAAGUUCAACCAAGCCAAUGUCUGGACUGCGGGCGAAAUGUAAUCAGGAAGCCUAACCUCAUUGCCCCUUUGAAAAAGCUUUCUGGGCAAACCCCAGGGAAAUGCUCAGAAUGUGAAAAACGGUUGAAUUUGAUCUUGGGAGGAAAACGUUGACCUCGACCUUCUUCCACCCAUCUCCUUCCUGAAUGUUACACUUCCUGUCCCUUAAAAAAGAAAAGAUUCUUGUGUCAGAGGACAUUUAGGGGUGGUGGUGACGUGUACGUCAGUCAAAAAAAGGCCCAGAUGGCCAUACCCGUGGAAUCAAAGCUCAGCCCUUUUGAUGUGGAGCUAUUCCACGAUUUAUGAUGUUUAGUGACCGUUGGACGCUACGGCCUACCUGAAGAAGAUCAAACAUUUGGAGGAUUGGGUAUCCCGUUGGCAUCACGUGACCGUACUUUGGGCGUUGGGCAACAAGGACAGAUUUACAGCCCUUUGCUGUGUCAUAUGGCCGUGUGACUGUUUUACAACCGAUUUGCCAAAAACUGGCACUUCUGUUUUUUUUUACCAAAACUGCAUUUAUAAUGAACAAUGGGUAUCCACUUCUGUUAUGUUUGCUUUAACAACCGGUGUUCACACAGUCACAGUGAUUCACUGAGGUAUAUAAUAAUAAUAAUAAAGUUGGAAGGGACCUUGGAGGUCAUCUAGUCCAACCCCCUGCUCAGUCAGGAAACCUUAUACCAUUUCGGACAAAUGGCUGUCCAGUCUCUUCUUAAA